AUGGCAAGACGCGCUACGAAUUCUGACGACACUUCUGCAGCAAUAGUAGCACAGCAGCGCAUUCUACAGCUCAAAAAGGAGCGAGACGGAAAAGUCAAGGACGUGGUCGCCAAAAUCCUCGCAGAUUUGGACGAUAUCAAGCGCCAGGUGUCGCAAGAACGGGAGGAGCACGAACGGCGGAGAAAGCAGAAAAAGGCCAAGAUAUUGUCGGAUAUUGCAAAGUCGAUGCAGAAGCGAAACGCGAUUGAAGAAGACAUGAUGGCUGUGGUGUCGGGUCUCAACACGACCAUGAUGCAGUUGGAGACUCGUGUGAUGGAGGUCUACGAUGUCAAGGAGCGUGAAGUGCAGCAAUUGCUGUAA
Beauveria bassiana ARSEF 2860 is the source of this 360-nucleotide messenger RNA. RefSeq lists its product as uncharacterized. The record is from RefSeq and is a predicted model, not a curated record. The transcript is spliced from 3 exons. Lineage: Eukaryota; Fungi; Ascomycota; Sordariomycetes; Hypocreales; Cordycipitaceae. The coding region runs from base 1 to 360 and encodes 119 amino acids.